CAACUAUCAACACACCGCCGAACUGAAUAGUCGCCAAAUCGAUAGUUGCUUUAUUCAAACUUUCACUUUGCAAAGAGACGGUUGAAAAAAUGGCUCCGAAAGCUUUUAUUAUGAAACUAAGUCCACCAUGCAGGGCCAUCCUGAUGGUUGCAAAAGCAAUUGGUCUUGAACUUGAUAUUGAAGAGGUUGAAAAAGAUCAGCUUAGAACUCCAGAAAUGUUGGAGAUGAAUCCUCAGCACACCGUACCAAUAUUGGUGGACGGGGAUUUUAUUCUAUGGGACAGCCACGCAAUUUCCGGAUAUUUGGUUGGUCAAUACGGCGAAGAUGACUCUCUAUAUCCCAAAGAUGACACUAAAAAAAGAGCCACCAUCGAUCAACGCUUGCAUUUUGAAAAUGGAAUUUUAUACACAAGAUGUCGCGAGGCAGCCCUCCCUCUCUUCAUGGGAGAAAGCGAAAUAGACGAGGACGUAAAAGACAAACUCAUCGAAGCCCUUGGCUUCCUGGAAUCCUUCCUAAACGGCCACGAUUGGUUUGCCGGUGACGAAGUCACAAUAGCCGAUCUGAGCAUCUUAUCGACGCUUGCCACUGUUGAACUGUUUAUUCCAGUGGACGCCGAAAGGUUUCCGCAACUGGACGCUUGGCUGAAACGAGCCAAAGAUUUGCCGUAUUUCCAUGAAACUAACGCUGAAGGCUUGCAGUUGUUUAAGGAGAUGAUGCCGAAUGCUGUUCCCUUUGAAGCCUGAACAUGUCUUGAUUAAACGUGUUAGAGUGAUUUAUUUUAAGAGUUGUGGUAUGUUUCAAACACAGGUUAUGUGUAGAGAGUUGUUAUUUUGUUAAAUUUUGUUAUUGCAG
Molecule: messenger RNA, 852 nt
Organism: Brassicogethes aeneus
Lineage: Eukaryota; Metazoa; Arthropoda; Insecta; Coleoptera; Nitidulidae
Source: the annotation of a GenBank genome assembly